Didymella exigua CBS 183.55 is the source of this 469-nucleotide messenger RNA. RefSeq lists its product as uncharacterized. The transcript has a single exon. NCBI's taxonomy places the organism in Eukaryota, Fungi, Ascomycota, Dothideomycetes, Pleosporales, Didymellaceae. The record is from RefSeq and is a predicted model, not a curated record. Bases 114 to 368 code for a protein of 84 amino acids.
CUGUAGGACGAACCACCGUUUCUCAGCAUUACCAACGCGCGGAUAGGAAAGUUGCUCUUGGGUAACUGUACAUUAGAAGGAGAUCCUAGCAGCGAAAAGGUCCGAGCCAAGUAAUGUUGACGCGAUGGUCGCGUAUGAAACAGGUGGCUAACAAUGCGGAAUGGAAUGGACUAUGUACCCUAGUUCUGGCUUUGAAAGCAAUUGCGCAGUUCGAAGAGGCUAAGAAUAGUACGCAGAAAGAAGGAGACGUGAGAACGAGCGACGGAUGUAGAACAGCACACGUCGGAAAAUAUGAAGGGGUGUCUGAUGGAAUAAGUAUCAAACAGCAGCGUCACGUAGCAGGGGGUAGGGGCGGGGUGAGCAAAUAGAAGAGGGAGCACCGCCGGCAUCUGCGACAACGUCCUCUCUAAUAGCAACAGCUCCAAGGCCCCGGCAAAAUUAUUAGGGCCCGGCAAAAUGCUCUACAGAG